AGACCAAUGGUUUAUAGAAAACGAAAGUUAUGAGGACUAAACUAUUAUGCAAUGUUUGCAUUGCAACCCUGAUAAAAUCACUGAGGUUUCCGUUAAAUAAGAUUUGUGUGUGUGUCCAUGUUGUUUACAAGCAGCUAAAUGAAUGUUUAGAGGUCAUGCACCCCUGCAGAGAAUUCUACUGGAAUAGAGAAAAAAAAAAAAAGCAAGAAAGAAUGUGGGAAUGAUAAAGCCAAAAGAAACUGCUGCAGUUACGAGUAGGGGUGGAGGCGGAGCAGGUGCGCAACCAAACACAAAGACAAGGAUGCAGACUUCAACAGUAACUCUCUUGGUCAUUACUGCGGUCCUCUGGGGCAACAUAGAAGCAUUUUCAGACGCAGCUGUGGACUGCUGUCUGACCACAAAGGACACUCGUAUUCCAAUACAGAUCGUUGCAUCGUACUUUCACCAAACCACAGACAGUGGAUGUGCCAUUGCUGCUACUGUAUUCAUCACAAAAAAGGACAAGAAACUGUGCGCUCCACCAGAGAAAAACACCUGGAUUAACAAAAUCAUCUCACACCUGGAGAAGAAGAAAAAAGCUCCUCAGUAGGAACCCAUGACGGGAGGUGAACAAGAUGACCCUACGACUGCACUGAGCAACACUGAAUGCAGGAAGUGACUACACUUAAUCAUCAACUGCGACUUUUUUUUUUUUUAAAGUUGUAAAUGAUUAAAUGCUGAUGUGCCAUUUCCGCAAUGUAUUAUGUUGUUUAUAUUUUGCUGUACUGUCUUACUGUAAUGAUUAUGAGUCAUUUGUCAUUUGAAAUAUCCUGUCAGCUGUAUUUGUAUUUUUUUUUGUAUUUUUUAAGAAUGAUUUCAAAUAAAUUCAUUUUGUUAAA
Molecule: messenger RNA, 878 nt
Organism: Megalobrama amblycephala (Wuchang bream)
Lineage: Eukaryota; Metazoa; Chordata; Actinopteri; Cypriniformes; Xenocyprididae
Gene: ccl19a.2
Product: chemokine (C-C motif) ligand 19a, tandem duplicate 2
Exons: 5
Coding region: 221-589 (122 amino acids)
Biological process (GO): monocyte chemotaxis; cellular response to interleukin-1; G protein-coupled receptor signaling pathway
Cellular component (GO): extracellular region
Molecular function (GO): chemokine activity; CCR chemokine receptor binding
Source: RefSeq, a predicted model, not a curated record